AUGGCUGUCAGACAGACGUGCGCGCGGCAUGGCCGCAGCGCAGUUCAUGCUUCAAGCAAAUUUCUGUCAUCUCGACAAUAUGCCACAGAGACCAGCUUAUCAGAAGCAUCGAAAAUGCUGGCCUCGAUUGAGAAGCGAACCAAAGACCUCGAAAAGAACCAGAGGGACCUUCGAACGGAGAUAUUUGCCAAAAUCUCAGAGCGUCUAUCCACCGCAUUCGACUUACCAGACCAAUCUACCUUUUCCCCAAGCCAAUCGACCAAAAAAAGUAUUGCGUCGGUUCCCCCAGGGGAACAAUUCACGAGCAAACGUGCUUACGACAAGAAACAAGAACAGCUCAAACAAGUGGCCAAAAAAGGUAGCUCGUUGCUGGUUACAUAUGACCCAAGGCUAGCUUUCAAAAAUCCUCCAACCGCUUCCGAAUUGACCCUUCCGAUGCUGAUGGCCGCGCAAACACACCUGGGACAUGCUACAUCGUUGUGGAACCCUCGGAAUAGUAGCUACAUUUUCGGGAUACGCGAUGGCAUCCAUAUUAUCUCUCUUGACGCCACUUAUGCUUAUCUCCGUCGAGCAGCGAGAGUGGUGCAAGAAGUGGCACGGAGAGGUGGAAUAAUACUGUUUGUUGGCACAAGAGACAACCAAGAACAGAUAGUCGUCAAAGCUGCGAAGAUGGCAGGUGGAUAUCAUAUUUUCGAUCGAUGGGUUCCUGGAUGCUUGACCAAUGGACAACAGAUCUUGGGUAAUUGUGAAUUGAAGGUGGUAGAUGUGCAAGACAAAGAACUCCGAGACAUGACAAUACUUCUGAAUGGUCCGUCUGGGCAUCCAGUGGUGAAGCCAGAUCUUGUUGUCUGUUUCAAUCCAUUAGAGAAUGAGGUUUGCUUGCACGAAUGUGGUCUCCACACCGUGCCUACAAUUGGGGUGAUCGAUACGGAUGCCGAUGCCAGUCGGGUCACAUAUCCAAUACCAGCCAAUGACGACUCGAUCAGAUCCAUCAUGCUGAUUGCAGGGGUAUUAGGAAAUGCUGGUGCAGAAGGGCAGCAGCAGAGGAUGCAAGCGGCAAAAGUGGGGAAAGCCACAUAUAAUAUGAAAAAGGUCAGAGAGAUGCUAGAUUCGCUAGAGGAUAUGAGUACCAUACGAGUGGAGGCAAGAGAGGGUGGCAGUUGA
This is a messenger RNA of Endocarpon pusillum Z07020, 1164 nucleotides long. RefSeq lists its product as uncharacterized. Gene Ontology annotation, molecular function: structural constituent of ribosome. Bases 1 to 1164 code for a protein of 387 amino acids. Gene Ontology annotation, cellular component: mitochondrial small ribosomal subunit; ribosome. Lineage: Eukaryota; Fungi; Ascomycota; Eurotiomycetes; Verrucariales; Verrucariaceae. Gene Ontology annotation, biological process: translation. The transcript is spliced from 2 exons. The record is from RefSeq and is a predicted model, not a curated record.